AUGGGUAGCAAGACGGCGUCCGCGUCGCUGGGCGGCGUGUCGAUGAAGCAUCUUUCUCUUGUAACGCUCACUUUUCAGAAUUCCGCACUCAUCUUGAUUAUGCAUUAUUCGCGCGUCAUGCCUACGGUGAACGGGCAGAGAUAUCAUACGAGUACGAGUGUCUUUUUGAACGAGGUCAUAAAGUUGGGGAUCAGCUUGACUAUGGCACUUUAUGAUAUAUCGAGAACCCUCCCCUCGAAUACGACUGUUGCGACCCUUGCUUCAAGCUUCACGACCGCCAUGUUCACAAACGAGAGCUGGAAACUCGCAGUACCAGCCCUACUAUACACUUUACAAAACACGCUACAAUACGUAGCCGUCAGUAAUUUGGACGCAGCAUCGUUCCAGGUCACAUAUCAGCUCAAAAUUCUUACUACCGCCAUGUUCAGCGUCAUCAUGCUGGGCAGGACCCUUACACCACGAAAAUGGACGUCGCUACUACUCCUUAUCAUCGGUGUCUCGAUCGUGCAGUUCCCAGAACAUGCCUCGAAGCCUGUUAGCAUGGAAACGUUACGAGACUCCAGUUCGAAGAUCUGGCCACGAUCUCUCGAGGAAUUGCGCGAUCUUGGGAGCCACGCUGCUGGACAACUCGUCAAGCGGUCUGCAUCAUACGAAGGUAUCGAGGAAGACCGAUAUGGGCAAGCAACGCAGAUGAACAGAUCCGUUGGGUUGGUUGCUGUACUAAUCGCCUGCGCAAUAUCUGGUCUCGCUGGUGUCUCGUUUGAGAAGAUUCUGAAAGAGUCGAACACAAAGCAGACGUCGCUUUGGGUGCGAAAUUGCCAGCUUUCAUUCUGGUCCCUUUUCCCCGCGCUAUUCCUAGGCGUCAUUUGGAAAGACGGCGAGGUCAUUGCGAAGACUGGCUUCUUCGUUGGGUAUAAUUGGGUUGUGUGGACGGCCAUCACCUUCCAGGCAUUUGGUGGCGUGAUCGUCGCGCUUGUCAUCAACUACGCAGACAACAUCGCGAAGAACUUUGCGACUUCGAUUUCGAUUGUUCUCAGCUGUUUGGCUAGUGUGUAUUUUUUCAACUUCAAGGUCACGCCGUCGUUUUUCAUUGGCACAUCAGUUGUCCUAUUCGCAACGUAUCUGUACAGCAAGCCGGAACAAAGCGCUCUUCUAGGGUCAACGAAAAUCUUCGACUUCGAAAAGACCAUGGUUGAUCGCAGUCCGCAGUACGACGAUGCGCGUCGCAGUUCGGUGAAGAGUCAUCUAAGAGGGGAUAGUGGGGGCAGUUCGAGGCCUGGAACACCGACAGUUGAGAGGAAGUUUCCCAAGCCUGUCAUGCACGACGAGCACUACUACCUCCCCGAUGACUUUGAGCGCGGAAACGCCUCACGUCAUGCGUCGCAAUAUGCGGUUCAUCAGCCCCAGUUCAAGCAGUCUGCAAAGCCGGUUGCUCCUCGAGAUCGGUACCGUGCCACUGCGUUUGACAACCCAGCGUACGAUGCUGUGGAAGAUGAUGAUGCUUAUGGGCAAGAGGUGGCUUUUGAUUCUUUCGAUGAGAGGCUGCUGCGGCAACCGUAUGAUGACAGGCAGCGACAGGCGGCGAGGGGUGAGGCGAGGCUGUCGCUUGCAAGUGGCGUGGGCAAGGGCUUUGGGAAUGCUGGAAGAGGUAUUGAGUGCAUGAUUGCUGACUGCUCAGUAGAAUAUCAAAGCUAUACUGAGCAGCCGAUACGCGGACAAUUGAGUCGAUUCGCGUUCAAUCCACAUGACUUCCAGGAAUCCAGCUCCGAUGUACACCUGGGACCGUCUUCUAGUCCAGCAUGGAAGGCGAGCCAGAGGCGAGCCGAGCACAGUGGCGUCGUUGAGUCUCAACAGGCUCUUCAACCUCUUGUGCUGGAAGAACAGCGACGAGAUUCACGACGGCCUGCACCUAUGCAAGGGAGAUUAGCGCAUGAACGUUCUUUUCGACCUUUGGGCUCUCGUUCAUUCGAAGACGAGCAGCAACUUGCGGUAGCGCAGCAGAAGGAAAACGUUGACGGAAAUUACCAACCAAUUUCCCUACGGAGGUCUGCAACUAACUUGAACCAUGGUCCUCCUGUGGUUCAGGGAAUUCAACUCGUUCCCAUCACAGCCCUCCCCGAUCGACUUCGAACUAUCUUCCCAUUCCCAACCUUCAAUGCAGUCCAGUCCAGGUCGUUCGACAAAGUGUUCAGAUCUGACGACAACUUCGUGCUCGCGUCCCCCACUGGCAGCGGAAAGACGGCAAUUUUAGAACUUGCCAUCUGCCGCGCCAUCGCCACGAACAACACGGGUCAAUACAAGAUCGUCUAUCAGGCACCCACAAAAGCCUUGUGUUCUGAGCGCCAGCGAGACUGGGAGAAAAAAUUCAAUCCUAUUGGGUUGAAAUGUGCCGAGCUCACUGGUGACAGCGACUUCUCUGAUUUGAGUAAUGUCCAGGGCGCCAACAUCAUCAUCACUACCCCAGAAAAGUGGGACAGCGUCACCAGGAGGUGGAAAGACCACGAGAAGCUGAUGAAACUCGUCAAGUUGUUCCUCAUUGAUGAAGUCCAUAUCCUCAAAGAGGAUCGCGGAGCUGUACUGGAAGCCGUGGUCUCUCGGAUGAAGUCCAUUGGUACGGAUGUCCGCUUUGUUGCUCUGUCGGCGACCGUCCCUAACUUCCACGAUGUCGCGGCAUGGCUUGGCAAGAAUGCAGCUCAUCCGCACGAGCCUGCCGCGAACGAAAAGUUUGGGGAAGAGUUUCGACCGGUAAAACUCAGGAAACACGUCUGCGGUUAUGUCUACAACAGCCCCAACGACUUCGCAUUUGAGAAGUCGCUCGACUCGAAACUCCCCGAUGUCAUCACGAGAUACUCAGAGGGUAAGCCCUUGAUGAUCUUCUGUGCCACCAGAGCUUCAACAGUCAAAACGGCCAAACUUGUUGCGAACUGGUGGGCCAAGAUAUCCGGUCGUGAUCGGAUGUGGAACCCUCCUUCGAAACAAAUCCCUGUGAACAACAAAGAUCUUCUUGACACUGUUGCAUCAGGCGUGGCGUUUCAUCACGCGGGCCUUGACUCGGAUGACAGGUUGAAGGUUGAGAGUGGGUUUCUCAACGGCGACAUCAAUGUCAUCUGUUGCACAUCAACACUUGCCGUGGGAGUCAACCUACCCUGUCACCUCGUCAUCAUCAAAAAUACAGUGACGUUUUGCGAUCAAGGUCUGCAAGAAUAUUCGGACCUGGAGAUGAUGCAGAUGCUCGGUCGUGCUGGUCGACCACAGUUCGACGACAGCGCUGUAGCAGUCAUCAUGACUCGCCAAGCGAAGGUCUCUCGAUAUGAGAUGAUGGUUACAGGACAGGAUCUGUUGGAGAGCAAGCUUCAUCUCAACUUGAUCGACCACAUGAAUGCUGAAACUGGCCUCGGAACUAUUCGUGACCUUGAUUCUGCCAGGAACUGGCUUACUGGGACGUUCCUCUACGUUCGGCUAAAACAGAAUCCGGAGCACUACAAGCUCCAAGGGGCGAGAAGUGGUCAGGACAUCGAGGAACAGGUGGAUGAUAUCUGCUAUCGCGACAUCUCUCUUUUACGGGAAUAUCAACUUCUUGAUGGCGACGAGUACUUUCGAUGUACGGAGUUUGGCCAUGCUAUGGCGCGAUAUUAUGUUCGUUUCGAGACGAUGAAAAUCUUCAUGGGCUUGGAGAAGAAGGCGUCGCUCUCGGAGAUCCUAUCCGCUGUCUCACAGGCUCACGAGUUCUCCACGAUUCGAUUUCGACAAGGUGAAAAGUCGAUCUACAAGACCCUCAACAAAUCACCUUCGAUUCGUUUUCCUAUACCUGUCAACUUGGAUCUCCCAGCACAGAAAGUAUCCUUGCUCAUUCAGUCUAUUCUCGGCUCCGCGGACAUCUCAUGGGAUGGCGAAAACGGGAAGCACAAGUCGCAAUACGUGAUGGAGACACAGGUGAUCUUCAAAUAUAUCCACAGCUUGGUGCGGUGCAUCAUCGACUGUCAGAUAUGUUUGGGAGAUUCUGUGAGCAUCCACAACGCACUGAUGCUAGCACGUAGUUUGGGAGCGAGGGCGUGGGAUGAGAGUCCGCUACAGAUGAGGCAAGUGGCAAAUAUCGGCGUUGUCGCAGUACGAAAACUCGUCAACGCUGGUAUCAAAAGCAUUGAGGAUCUCGAGGCUACGGAUGCGCAUCGUAUCGAGGCGAUUGUCGGCAGAAACCCGCCGUUUGGUCUCAAGGUGCUUGGGGAACUGAAAACUUUUCCGAAGCUUCGUGUCUCUCUCAGCGUUCAGCCGUCUUCAAUCACGAAGACCGGGGAAGGAGUCAAGAUACAAGUCAAAGCAGACAUUGGAUUCAUCAACGAAACGCCACCGAAAAGCUUCAACAACAAGCUCAUCUACGUUUGUCUGCUGGCAGAGACAUCCGAUGGUCGCAAAAUUCACUUCGCUCGUAUAAGUGGUCCCAAGCUUGGUCUUGGACAAAGCCUUGUGUUUCCUGCUCUGUUGGAGAGUCCUGAUCUAUGUAUCAACUGCUACGUCAUGUGCGACGGGAUUGGUAAUAUGCGCGGUGCCACAGUGAAGCCAAGGAUAGCUCCGUCCAUGUUUCCAAGUACUAGAAUAUCUGCGCCAGAUACACCACAGCCCAAUAUGUCGAAACGUCGCGCAGAGACGUCAAAAGUCAGCCGCAAACGAUCAGUUGCCAGUGAAGACUUUGGAGAUGACGGUAUUGACGAUGAUGAGCUGAUGAAGGCUACGUCGGUUGGAGAUCUCGAUUUUGAUCACAUUGAGAAUUACGACAAUCCUACUGAUGCUGUUACUCGGAAGAAUACAGCCAAGAACAAGACCAAGGAUAAGAGUUUUUCAAAGCAACCCAAUACCGCGGCUGAUGAUGAGAUACAUGAACCGAGGCAGCUCGACAACGGAAAAUGGGCCUGUAAUCACAGAUGUAAGGAUAGGAUGGGUUGCAAGCAUCUAUGUUGUAAAGAGGGAACCGACAAGCCACCGAAGAAAGCUGCCACGAAGCGUACAACGUCCAGCGACAAUGGAUCAGAGCCUGUACAAAAAAGGUCGACUCAAAAUGGCAAACAGACGCAAACCAAGCUCCAACUUUCAUCUUCCAAGCGGAAGAUCUCCAGUCCGAUCGAGGAGAUUGAUUUAACGCACACAGAGAAGAAGAGAAAGGCUGAUUUUGCUACGAACGGACCAAAAGAUUUUCGUGGUCUGCAUCAGCUUCACAAAAGCGUUCAGAAAGAUAAUCCGCCUUCCUCCCUCCAUGCUGUCAUGCACAAGAAGUCAGCUUAUUGUUAUGGUGAAGGUGGCGAGCACGCGCUCUCCUUCAUGAAUCAGCCAACGGCACGACGACCCCAGUCUUCGAGCGAUUACGACGACAUACCACUUGAUGAUUUCACUUUCGACUUCGAUGAUUCCAAGCCGAAUGUCUUCCAGCAGCAACCAAUGGAGGCAGGAAAUAUAUCUGACUUUGAUGCGUUGGUCGAUUACCCUCCGAGAGCAACGGUGUUUUCUCGCAGCUCGGAUCUGUUUGGCGAUAACGAUUCACUUCUGGGAGAUGCUAUGAUCGGUAUCGCAGAUUCAGAGACCCUCGCGACGACGUACCAAGAAGAUAAUGAUCUUACACAAGCGACUGGGAUGCCAGCGGACAUGGACUGGGAAGCGGACUUUGAGGAUGACGACUUUAUGGAGGAGUUUGGUAUCCCAACCAACGCAGCUGACGAUUUUAAGUCUCCCAACGAGCAGUCGAGUUUCUCUACCACGCAUCCGAAAAAGUCGCUACCCCCGCCCCAGCCGCGUCUACCGUUUUUGGACAACUCGAGCAGUUCGCAUGCUGAACACGACGAUAUAAAGCCUGCGAAGGUUUCGAGUGAUCAAGUGGUAGACGAAGAGUACAAUUCGCUGGAUUUGUCCGACAUGUCUCAUCCCCAGCCUGUGGAAGACGUAAAGGUCAAAGAAGAACAGAUUCCUGAUGGCUUCAAGGAUCUUGAGCCCUGGCUGUUCCAGGAGUUUGGCGAUAUCGUGGAACUUGUUGAUGAAUGA
Molecule: messenger RNA, 6027 nt
Organism: Dothidotthia symphoricarpi CBS 119687
Lineage: Eukaryota; Fungi; Ascomycota; Dothideomycetes; Pleosporales; Dothidotthiaceae
Exons: 15
Coding region: 1-6027 (2008 amino acids)
Biological process (GO): pyrimidine nucleotide-sugar transmembrane transport
Cellular component (GO): Golgi membrane
Molecular function (GO): ATP binding; nucleic acid binding; pyrimidine nucleotide-sugar transmembrane transporter activity
Source: RefSeq, a predicted model, not a curated record